This is a messenger RNA of Manihot esculenta (cassava), 3059 nucleotides long. RefSeq names its product transport inhibitor response 1-like protein. Gene Ontology annotation, biological process: SCF-dependent proteasomal ubiquitin-dependent protein catabolic process. Gene Ontology annotation, cellular component: SCF ubiquitin ligase complex. The record is from RefSeq and is a predicted model, not a curated record. The transcript has 3 exons. The coding region runs from base 364 to 2292 and encodes 642 amino acids. NCBI's taxonomy places the organism in Eukaryota, Viridiplantae, Streptophyta, Magnoliopsida, Malpighiales, Euphorbiaceae. Gene Ontology annotation, molecular function: protein binding.
AUGGUAAUUAAAGGACAAAAAAAAAAGCUUGUAAAAAGGGAGAAAAGAAAAACUUCCAAAUAAUGGAGGAGAGCCAUUGGAUAUUGCAGAUGAGAGAGAGAGAGAGAGGGGCAUGGAGAAUCCCAAUGCCCUGUCCAUCAGACAUCACAGCCUACUCUUCACACCCUCUUGUCACCAAUUAUGCUUACUAAACUAAUAAUCCCUUCUCCCUUCUAUUUCUCCUUCUCACACAAUCUCUUGCCUGUUCCACUACUCCAAUCAAGCUCUCUUCUUCUUCUUCUUCUUCUUCUUCUUCCAGAAUACAGCAGAACCCUUUUCAUGAUCUGAAAUUCUAACUCCCAAUCAACAACCAUUGCCUUUUUUAUGGUCGUCAACAAAAAACCCAGAUCGCAGAAUCACUCUCCAAACCCAAAUUUCAUGAGGGAAGAUCGAACUGAAAUGUCUGAAGACGACGACCGAUCUCCGCCUUCUGAUUCUGUUACCACCAUUGAUUCGUGUUCCAACAAGACCCAGACUUGUACUUCUGGUUCUACUUCUGGUUCUGGACCCAGUUCCAUCCCUGAAUAUCAAGCUUCUUUUCCUGACCAGGUCCUGGAAAAUGUCCUCGAGAACGUUCUCUGUUUUUUGACUUCACGCCGGGACAGAAACGCUGCGUCAUUGGUCUGCAGGUCGUGGUACCGUGUUGAGGCACUUACCCGAUCCGACCUGUUCAUCGGGAACUGCUAUGCCGUCUCUCCGCGACGCGCCACGUCGCGUUUCACCCGAAUCCGGUCCGUGACGUUGAAGGGUAAACCCCGCUUCGCCGAUUUCAACCUCAUGCCGCCCAAUUGGGGGGCCCACUUCGCGCCCUGGGUUUCUGCCAUGGCUGAGGCUUACCCGUGGCUCGAAAAGGUUCACCUGAAGCGCAUGACCGUGACGGACGACGAUCUUGCGCUGCUGGCAGAGUCCUUUUUUGGGUUUAAGGAGCUCGUGCUGGUGUGUUGUGAUGGGUUUGGCACUAGCGGGCUUGCUGUGGUUGCUAGUAGGUGCAGACAUCUGAGGGUGCUUGAUCUGAUUGAAUCUGAGGUUUCCGAUGACGAAGUCGAUUGGAUAUCAUGUUUUCCAGAGGGUGAAAUAUGUCUGGAAUCUCUGAUUUUUGAUUGCGUAGAAUGCCCCAUUAAUUUUGAUGCAUUGGAGAGGCUGGUUGCACGUUCACCUUCACUGAAGAAACUCAGGUUAAACCGAUAUGUUUCAGUUGGCCAGUUGUACCGCCUGAUGGUGCGAGCUCCGCAACUCACACAUCUUGGGACAGGAUCAUUUCGACCAUCAGAGGAUGUUGUUCAGGGCGAACAAGGACCAGAUUAUGUAUCUGCAUUCGCUGCCUCCAAAUCCCUAGUUUGCCUAUCUGGCUUUAGGGACAUCAUUCCAGAUUACUUGCCAGCAAUUUAUCCAGUUUGUGCCAAUCUCACUUCUCUGAACUUGAGCUAUGCAAAUAUCAAUGCUGAACAGCUUAAACCCAUAAUAAGCAAUUGCCAUAAGCUUCAAAUUUUCUGGGUCCUUGAUUCGAUAUGUGAUGAAGGGCUUCAGGCUGUGGCUGCAACAUGCAAGGAACUUCGUGAGCUGAGGGUUUUUCCUAUUGAUGCUCGGGAAGAUAGUGAAGGCCCUGUUUCUGAAGUGGGCCUCCAAGCCAUCUCAGAGGGUUGUAGAAAGCUUCAAUCUAUUUUGUACUUUUGCCAGCGGAUGACAAAUGCAGCUGUUAUAGCCAUGUCAAAGAACUGUCCAGAUCUUGUGGUGUUCCGUCUUUGUAUAAUGGGACGUCACAGGCCUGAUCAUGUCACUGGAGAGCCUAUGGAUGAAGGAUUUGGAGCCAUAGUUAUGAACUGUAAGAAGCUUACUCGGCUUGCUGUAUCAGGUUUAUUGACUGACAGAGCUUUUAGUUAUAUCGGAAAAUACGGGAAAACAGUUAGGACCCUGUCUGUUGCUUUUGCUGGGGAUGGUGACAUGGGUCUGAAGUAUUUGCUUGAAGGCUGCCCUAGAUUGCAGAAGCUUGAGAUUAGGGAUUGUCCAUUUGGUGAUGCAGCUUUGCUUUCUGGUCUGCAUCACUAUUACAACAUGAGAUUCCUUUGGAUGUCUUCCUGUAAGUUAACUCCUGGUGGUUGCCAGCAGGUUGCUCAAGCAUUACCUCGUUUGGUAGUGGAAGUGAUUAAUCAUGAAUUUGAUGUGAACGUGAGCACUUUUGUUGAUACAUUAUACAUGUAUCGAUCUCUUGAAGGGCCAAGAGAUGAUGCACCAAAGUUUGUUUCUAUCUUGUAGGCAUUUGCACUGCAGGAAGAUGUACUAUAAGUUCUUAUAUUGGCUGUAGGACAAGUGGCAAGCAUAAUUUUUGCGGGAAUUGAAUUCAGGAAGAACAGGUUAUAUAAGCCCGCAAGGUCUCAAUAAUUUUUAUCUUAGAAAGCUGAGUAAACAACUUCUGACCUUGUCCUGUGAUGUUGAAAAUGGCAUGUGAAGCAGAAGCUCAAUGAAGGACCACAAUUUUUCUUUGUUUUGGUUCUUUAAGAGGAUGUAAUCAAGAAGGGGCUAAUGCAGAAGGUAGAUAGAUCUUUCUGUAAGAGUUAGACCGAUGGAUCUUGUUGUAUUGGUAUGCUUCUAAAAUUUAUGUUUCUUUUUUCUUUUAUAUUCAUUUGAUCAUAAAUGAUAAGGCUGCCAGAGAUAAGGGGUGGGCUUGCGAUGUGAAGGCGCACGAAAAAUGCAAUGAGGUACAAUUGUUUAUCCUUUGGUAUGGAGAAACCAAGAUGAGUUGAAACUCGUAAUGAUGUUGUAAAGGUGAACUAAAGGGAGAAAUCAGAGCAAUUGCAAGGAGCAAGUAUUCACUAUUUGGAGGAAUUGGCAUUAUUUUUUAUUCAAAUGGUAGCUAGUCUUAGUUGUAGCUGUUGAGAACUAAAUGCUCAGAGAUUGAUACACCUUCCUCUUUCUUAGUGUUUGUUUUCUUCAGAUGUGAUGUUGUAGCAAUUGACAGUUGAAUUUAUAAUUGUUAUUGUAGCCAACGUUGAGAUGGGUAAUAAAUGCCAAAUAUUUUCAUA